Molecule: messenger RNA, 3013 nt
Organism: Callorhinchus milii (elephant shark)
Lineage: Eukaryota; Metazoa; Chordata; Chondrichthyes; Chimaeriformes; Callorhinchidae
Gene: septin9
Product: septin-9
Exons: 11
Coding region: 195-1946 (583 amino acids)
Biological process (GO): cytoskeleton-dependent cytokinesis
Cellular component (GO): septin ring; cell division site; microtubule cytoskeleton
Molecular function (GO): GTP binding; GTPase activity; molecular adaptor activity
Source: RefSeq, a predicted model, not a curated record
CUGCUUGGCUUUGCGUAGUUCAGUGCAGUCAACCCUCACUAAGGUCCAAAAGUUGUUUUAGUAAGUACUAAAGAGAAGGGGAAAAAAAAGCAUUCUCACAGCUCCGAAGAGCUGGUGAGAUCGCGUCGGCAACUGGUUUCUGAUUUGUAUCUGAAGGAAGAGGUACCUAAGGGUCAGAAUCUAUUUGGGGGAAGAUGUCUGACGUAUCAGUAAGUGAUCAUUUGGAGGGAAUUAUAUCAGAUUUUGAAGCUUUGAAAAGAUCAUUUGAGGUGGAGGAAGUGGACCAGCCGCCAAAUCCCUCCGUUCCGACGAGGCGGAUACCGACUCCUCUCCUGAGAUCAAGUCCGUCACCUGGGCACAAAUAUCAGGAUUUGGUGGGAAAACCUUCAGAUCUACCUUCAAAACAAGCGGAAACGUCUAACACUAAAUCUCCCAAAUCAUCUGUCAAGAGAAUUGAGAUUGCGGGAACUAAGCUCCCAGAAGCCGUGUCUAGAAGAACGGAAAUUUCUAUUGACCUUUCUUCAAAGCAAGUGGAAACCGCAAGCCAUGUUGCGCCAAAGAUCAGCCUUAAAAGAGCAGAACUGCUAGGCCAUAAACCUCCCGAAGUAAUCCCAAGGAGGACAGAUAUUUCGGGACCCAAACUCCAGGAACCCACUUUAAGAAGAUUGGAAACAGUGGGCUCAAAGCUCCCAGAGUCGAUCGCGAGAAGAACAGAGACUCCUACACCUUCGUUGACGGAGAUAUCUCCAAAACGGGUAGAAAUUCAAAUACCGAAGCAUCAAGAACCCCCGACUAAACAGUUAGAAAAUUCAGUCUCUCCCCACAUCAAUUACCACCCACCACAGGAAGCACAGCCAGACAAAGCCGUUACUGAAGUCAGAGUGAAAAGCGAGAGCAGUGCAGAAACUCUCCCGAGCAAACCCAGUAACAUGUCUGAGCCUCCUCGAACCCUGUCUGAACGUUCCCGCGAUGUGAGUUUGAAGCCGUCCGUGCAGCCUGAGAAGACGGAAUCUGAGCAGUUCGGAUAUGUGGGCAUUGAUUCCAUCCUUGAGCAGAUGAGGAGAAAAGCUAUGAAGCAAGGAUUCGAAUUCAACAUCAUGGUUGUCGGUCAGAGUGGUUUGGGAAAAGCCACUCUAAUAAACACGUUGUUUAAGUCCAAAGUUAGUCGUAAAUCUAUCGCAGGAACUGAGGAGCAGAUUCCCCUAAUGGUGGAAAUGAAAUCAAUCAGCCACGAGAUCGAGGAGAAAGGAGUCCGCAUGAAAUUAACAGUAAUCGAUACCCCCGGAUUUGGGGAUCAGGUGAACAAUGAGAAUUGCUGGCAGCCCAUCAUGAAGUUUAUUAACAAUCAGUAUGAGACAUACCUCAAAGAAGAGCUCACUGUCAACAGGAAGAAGCGGAUCCCAGACACGAGAGUCCACUGUUGUAUAUAUUUCAUCGCCCCGACUGGACACUCCCUUCGACCUUUAGAUAUCGAGUUCAUGAGGCGGCUGAGCAAAGUGGUGAACAUUGUCCCCGUCAUCGCCAAAGCGGACACCCUAACACUGGAGGAGAGAGAUUUUUUCAAGCAGAAGAUCAGAGAAGACCUUCAGAAACAUGACAUUAACGUGUAUCCUCAAAGGCAAUUUGACGAAGAUAAAGAGGAUCAAAUAAUGAAUGAUAAAAUUAGGGAAAUGGUGCCUUUUGCAGUGGUUGGAAGUAACCUAGAGUAUCAGGUGAACGGAAGGAGAAUCCUUGGACGAAAAACAAAGUGGGGAACGGUCGAAGUGGAAAAUAUUACUCACUGCGAAUUUGCCUACUUGCGUGAUCUCCUGAUAAGGACUCACAUGCAGAAUCUGAAAGACGUGACCAGCAACAUCCACUAUGAAGCGUACAGGGUCCAACGGCUGAGUGAGGGGAACGGGUUGUCUGAGGGAGAAACAGUGAAGGAUUUAAACAGCAACGUGUGAAGAAACGACGUGUUGCCAUUUUCCACUCGUUUGAUCAACCGGGAGCUGAGAAUUGUCGGAAAAGUUCACCAACCCAUCAUUCUGUAAGGCCCUUUGCUGGUCUUGAGCUAAUUUAUUCCACAGCUUGGUAUUCUGUUCACAAACGCACGAUUAUUUGUUCUGAAACCGAACGCUGCACAUUUGCCGUAUUUUUGUAUUGUUUUAUUUCGUUGGCUUUUCAAAAUACCAAAGGGCAAUAUUGAGGAAUGUUUUUUGAUGCAAACAUAGAUUUUGAGUGUGUGUGUGUGUGUGUGUGGAUGAGGUAUAUAUUUUUAAUACAAAAUUAACUGUUUGGUAAAACGUUUAAGAAAAUUGCAUCCAUUUGUGAACAGAAUGGUUUGGUGGAUUAAAAAAAAAGUACGCUUUUAAUAUUACUGCAGUGGAUAAAACUAAGCCAGUGUUCUGCCGGAGGUAGGGGAAAGAAAAAAAAUAAUUGGAUUAAUCAUUACUGCUCUAUUUAUUUAGAAUAUAUUACCAGCAUGUUUCACUAUAUCGAAACGAAAUACAGUCAGCCGACAUGUAUUUAAGAAAGUCCCAAAUCCUUGUGUGUUGAGGCUUCCCAACUUUGCUUUGAUUGGAAGUAAGACCAAGCUUAUCGAUGUCUCAUUUAACUUAAAAGAAACUGGUGAGGUGACUAUUGUUUUAAAAAAAAAGACAAGCUCUUUAGUGAUGUGACAAUGUUAAUGAUGGCUAGGACAACUGCUUUUUUUUUACCAAAGAAAUGUCUUGUCAACACAAAAAUGUUUAAAAAAAAGAAAAAGCGUUUUCUUCCUUAAAACCAGGCACUCCUUGGAAUGUUUAAUCCAUCUAAUCAAAUGUAUUAAAACGUAGCACAUUAAAUUGCUCAGUAUUGGAAAUGUAAUUAUAUUGAAUGUUAAAUUGAAGCUUAUCUUCUGGCUUUCAUUGCAUGACCUUUUUAUGUGCAUUUUUUUGGUUUUCAUGCAUUGUCGAAUUGGACUUUAUGUAUAAAAUAAAAAUGUGUGUGUUUGAUAUAUAUUUCCUAAAAUAAACAUUGCAAACUUAAGAGU